Colletotrichum truncatum is the source of this 978-nucleotide messenger RNA. RefSeq names its product hemolysin-iii channel protein. Gene Ontology annotation, molecular function: signaling receptor activity. Gene Ontology annotation, biological process: intracellular zinc ion homeostasis. The record is from RefSeq and is a predicted model, not a curated record. Lineage: Eukaryota; Fungi; Ascomycota; Sordariomycetes; Glomerellales; Glomerellaceae. Gene Ontology annotation, cellular component: membrane.
AUGGCAGCUCUUCUUUCGACGUCCGCUAUGAGGCGGGGGUUGCGUUCAGUUGUUGAGAGUGAGGGUUCCGCGAAGAAGUUGGGGAGCUGGGGAAGUCAUGAUGAGGUGGUCAAGGUAGAGAGGAGCCCACCUCUACUUCAACACGAGAACCAACUAUUAACGAUCAGCAGAUGUGGAAGUGAACAUAUGAAGACAGGCUAUCGGAAGGCGUGCUUUUCGAUCUGGGAAUGCUUAAGGAGUUGGACGUACGUUCACAAUGAAACAGUCAACAUUUAUUCGCAUAUCAUCGGAGCAGUUCUCUUCAUUCUCAUGCCCGCUUUUGUUUUCAGUGAUGGCCUUCCGCCAAGAUGGUCCAUUGCUUCAACAUCAGACGUCGUCGUAUGCAGUAUCUACGCCCUGGGGGUAACCAUAUGCUUCGUCCUCUCUACUGCCUUCCACACCUUCAUGUCCCAUAGCGAAGCCUACUACCUUGCCGGCAUAAAAGCAGACUUUCACGGAGUUCUAGCCCUGAUGUGGAGCUCAACUGCGCCCCUUGCACACUACACUUUCCCCUGUUCACCCCUCACCCGAGAUGCCUACGUCCUUGUGACUGGAUUCCUGGCCGUUCUUUGUGCGGCAGCAACGGCAAGACCGAAUCUUGGUGCUGUGCAUCUGGGGCAUCACCGCGCUGCGCUUUUUGCGACGUUUGGCGUUGCAGCUUUUGUAAUGCCCAUCGGGCAUGGAGUUCUAGUGUUUGGGAUAGAGGAGGAGUGGGCGAGGGUUGGUGGGGAGUGGGUUGUCGUUACUGCUGCAUGUAACGCUGCUGCAGUGUUGGUGUAUUCGGCAAAGUUCCCUGAACUGUGGUUUCCAAAAACUUUUGACUUGUUUGGAGCCAGUCACCAGAUCAUGCACAUCAUGGUUUUGGCUGCUGCGCUUGCGUACGCAAAGGCAGUUGUCGUGUCCUUUGAUUACAGAAACAGACAGGGGCUUUCUUGCUAG